CCCUACUUUCAACUCUCUCCCGCCUCUCUCUCUCUCUUCCUCUCUUGUUGCUCAAUGGGUGUUGCAGAGGAGAUUCUUGUUCAUCAACCUCCGUCUUCCGCCGCCACAUCUAGGGUUAAAUCUGAUAUAAUACAGAGAGCAGUAACAUCCCUUCUUAAAUGGAAGAAUUCUGAAUCAAGGGCUCAAAAGCCCCAGUUGCUGGAAGAAGAUGACUUCAUUUACCUUGUUCUUACCAUGAAGAAAAUCCCUCCCAAAGACAGAACAAACGCCUAUAAAAUCCCGCUUCCUCAUUCUCUACGCGACUCCUCCGCCGCCUCUGAGUUCUGUCUCAUCAUUGACGACCGUGAUCGCUCCAAGUCGAGGCUCACCUCUGAAGAUGCGAAGAAGAAGGUCAAGGCAGAAGAUAUUCCUAUUAGCAAGGUCUUGAAGGUCUCCAAGCUUAAGACAGAUUACAGGCCGUUCGAAGCAAAGCGAAAGCUAUGCGAUUCGUAUGACAUGUUCUUCGCAGAUAGGAGAGUGAUUCCGUUACUUCCUAAGAUGAUAGGGAAGCAAUUCUAUAGGAAGAAGAAGAUACCAGUGCCGAUUGAUCUAACACAUAAGAACUGGAAGGAACAAAUAGAAAGGGUUUGCUCUUCAGCACUAUUAUAUAUGAGGACUGGGACUUGUUGUGUUUUGAAAGUUGGUAAGUCUUCAAUGGAGAAAGAAGAGAUUGUGGAGAAUGUUCAAGCUGCAAUUGAUGGGGUGGCUGAGAUUGUUCCAAAGAAAUGGAAGGGUGUGAGGUCAUUUCAUUUGAAAUUCUCUGAGUCUUUGGCAUUGCCCAUAUAUCAGGUUAUGCCAGAUAUGUUGCUGAAGAUUGAAGGAGUGAAAAGAGUGGAGGAGGAGGCCUCGAUCAAAGAGGGAAGUGUGAUUGAGGUUGCUAAUGAGGGUGAUAAAAUUGAGAAAUUAAGUGCGCAAAAGGAUUCUGAUAAGAAGAAGAGCAAGGGUAGGAUUCAUGAUGUUCAAUAUAUGGAUACCGAAGAAGAUGAAGCUACAGAAGAUUUGAGAAAGAAUGAUGAUGAGGAGGAAGAGGUGGAAGAGAUGGAGGUGGAGGCAUCAGGCAAGAAGAAGAGGAAACAUAAGGAUGUGAAGAUUACUCCAAGCAAGUUGAAAGGCGGAAAAAAAAUAAAGAAAUUGUCUGAUGAGGCAACAAAUGUGGUCGAAGAACAAUCUGUGGGAAAGGAUUCUGCUGCAAAGAAGGCUAAGAAGAAGAGUCCUAAUUUGAAGGCUAAGAAAUUGUCUGAUGAGGCAACAAAUGUGGUCGAAGAGCAAUCUGUGGGAAAGGAUUCUGCUGCAAAGAAGGCUAAGAAGAAGAGUCUUAAUUUGAAGGACAAGAAAAUCAAGAAAAAGUUAUCAAAAUGAAGACCCCCAUCAUCACAGGUUGUUAAAUUAGAAUGUUUUUCCCAAUUGAGUUUUGAUAUGUUGUUUUGAAAUUUUGCUACUUUAUGGGUAUUAGAAAAUGGAUGCAUUUAGUCAAGUAUUGGGGUUUAAAUGACCUAUUAAUUAUAUUCACACAUUUUUCCUUGACCAAACUAAAAUGUGCUUGUGAGUUGUAUUUUAUGGCUCCAUAUUUGU
Impatiens glandulifera is the source of this 1611-nucleotide messenger RNA. RefSeq names its product putative ribosome biogenesis protein C8F11.04. The transcript is spliced from 2 exons. The coding region runs from base 55 to 1398 and encodes 447 amino acids. The record is from RefSeq and is a predicted model, not a curated record. Gene Ontology annotation, cellular component: 90S preribosome. Lineage: Eukaryota; Viridiplantae; Streptophyta; Magnoliopsida; Ericales; Balsaminaceae.